AUGGAGAUUGAGCAUCAAAGAUGUUACAUCUACUCUCCAGCAGAGGAGAGUGAUCGUCCCGCAAAACGCCAGCGUACAGGCCAGUCGAGUCCCGAUGCCGCAUUGUCCAAGAGACUCCAGACUUUUCGGCAGCUUUGGCAGAAGCAAGAGAGUCUUGUCCAGGCAACCCUCGAAGAGGCAGAUUCAGCAACCCAAAGGAACAUCAUCGAUUUCAUCUCUGCAUCAAAAGAUGAUGCGCUAGAUCACCGAGCAAUUCCAGCUGGGCUCAUUGUUGCAGGGCCAAGCAUCGCCUCUCACGGUCCGUUCUUUGAACGACUGGGUCGGAGAAUCGAAAAGGAAACACGUAGUUCUUACUUAGUGUUGACUUCAGGCGAAAGCCCUAAUUUGAAAACGCUUUUGAAAAACCUUAUCAAGAAGGCUACGUCACGAGCCGAAAACGAAGACGAAGACGAGGAAAGUGGCCGACCAACUUCUACCAGGAAUGGACCCAAGAUCCUUGAUUUUGACCUAGCGCAUUUGCACGAUUGGCAAGAGAAGAACCAGGCCAGCAAUAUUAUUGUUGCAAUCCAAGAUAGUGAAGCUUUCGAUGCCGUUGUUUUGGUUGAAUUGAUCGAGCUCCUAUACUCGUGGUCAGACCGCAUACCAUUUAUAUUGCUCUUUGGUAUCGCUACUUCGGCAGAGAGCUUUGAAGAUCGUCUCUCCGCCAAAUUACCUCGUUAUUUAGAUGGGCAAAAGUUUGAUGUCACGCAAUCUGAUGAGAUCAUUGAAAGGUUGUUCGCUGCGACUAUUGCCGGUUACGAUACGCCCCUUCGUAUGGGAUCUAACCUGUGUCGCCGCAUUCUCGAUAGACAGAAAGAUCAUGUACAAAACGUACAAGAAUUUUCAAACGGUCUGAAAUACGCGUACAUGUCUCAUUUAUACGCUUCCCCCCCAAGCAUAUUCUUGAGCGAGGAGCUACCCUUUGCUCAGGUGCCGCCUAGUGCCCUUGAGGCAGUACGAAUCGUACCCUCUUUUAGACGAUGGGUGGAGUUACUUCUCAAGGAUCGCAAGACCCAGGAAGUCCGCGACCUUCUGGAUUCAGAUGAACACUUGUUCAAUAGAACCCAAGAACAUGUCAAAGCGGGCCAAAAGAAACUGAACGCCAUAAGCGAUGCAAUCCGAAUUGUAUCGAGCAUCCGAGACUCUCUUCAGAUGUCACCAAGGGUGACACUCGCUUCACUAUGGAUUAGAGCUGCGAAUGGUGAAUUAAUUGACUCGCCUCUUCUCCGCGAAACUAUGCUAUCUGCUAAAAAGGUAUCCUCCGACAAGAUCGGCCGAAUACUGGCCUCGUUGGCUACGCUUUCUAGCCAAGGGAGAUGCCCGAUUGAUAUGGCAUUCUACGAGCAAGGCUUUGCACAACUGAUCAGCAACAACACCGAUUCUACACCGCUCCGGACCCAACACGAUGUCCGCAACGAAAGCCUGCGAACCACUGUCGUGGCACAGAAAGUUCUACUGAGCAAGCAUAAGGCAGCCCUGUCUGAACAAGAUAGGGCAUAUUCGGAUCUUGUAGGAAAGUUCAACGACGAGCUGGAGCAGUACUUGAAACAAACUUUGAUUGACCCCCGAGAGAUGUUCCUCUCCGAGAUCCUGCUGUACGAUCUCAAAUCCCCACAUACUGAAGUCUUCCAACCAAAGCCGCGUUUCGCAAUUGAACGCGCGCUUGCCUCGCCGCACGACUAUCUUGGUUGCGAGUGCUGUGGAGGUGAUGCAGCGCUCUCGGCCACCCAGCCGCCUACGUCCAUCCUGUACCAGCUGUACCUGGAAUCCGGAUCGUUGAUCAAUGUCAGUGAUCUUUGGCAAGCGUUCAAUGCCAUUGUUGGGGGUGGAGAAGAGGACGAGGAGCGCGAGGUCCAUACAAAAGCUCUAUUCCAGCGCGGGCUGGCGGAGUUAAAACAUCUCGGAAUGGUGAGAUCCAGCAGGAAGAAGACGGACCAUGUCGCGAAGAUGAUGUGGAAGGGGUUGUAA
Aaosphaeria arxii CBS 175.79 is the source of this 2007-nucleotide messenger RNA. Its product is annotated as origin recognition complex subunit. Gene Ontology annotation, molecular function: DNA replication origin binding. Bases 1 to 2007 code for a protein of 668 amino acids. The record is from RefSeq and is a predicted model, not a curated record. Gene Ontology annotation, biological process: DNA replication initiation; DNA replication. NCBI's taxonomy places the organism in Eukaryota, Fungi, Ascomycota, Dothideomycetes, Pleosporales. Gene Ontology annotation, cellular component: nuclear origin of replication recognition complex; nuclear pre-replicative complex; DNA replication preinitiation complex. The transcript is spliced from 5 exons.